Molecule: messenger RNA, 834 nt
Organism: Parastagonospora nodorum SN15
Lineage: Eukaryota; Fungi; Ascomycota; Dothideomycetes; Pleosporales; Phaeosphaeriaceae
Exons: 6
Coding region: 1-834 (277 amino acids)
Source: RefSeq, a predicted model, not a curated record
AUGGCGACGAGUGCGUUUGGUGGUGUGGACAUCAGCCAGUUCAACUUCAACGACAAAACAUCUCGUGCCGAUAGCGUGCGGAUAGCAAACGGCAUACUUAUCGGCCUGGUCUUGGUCGUUAUCGGUCUGCGAUUGUUUUCGAGGCUCAAGUUUUUGAAACGAAUCUUUGUCGAUGACACUACUUCCUCGGGCCUUGGCACUCACGUAUGGCUACUUCCCUUGCCCACGCUUUUUGAGCAGGUCAAGAGCUGCAUUCUGGGCAAGACUUUCCGGCUCAUAAUGUACAUGACAUUAUUCAUCGUUGUCGGGCUCUGGAUCUGUGGCAUAUUCGUGUCUCUCUUCCAAUGCGACCCUGUUGAUCAGGCGUGGAAAAUCGACCCCAACCGCAAGUGCAUCAACUACGUCAAUUAUCUGUAUGCCAGUUCGGCGGUCAACGUCUUCACCGAUGUUGUCCUCUGUAUACUGCCGAUACCAUAUCUCUGGAAACUGAGCGGCGCCGGUGCAUGCAUUGCAGGCAUUAUUCGAAUAGCAUACCUGGACACCCUGCGAGUUCUGGAUGUACUUUUCGAAACAGUUCCGAUUCUGAACCUGUCCGUUAUCGAAUGCAGUCUCGGCAUCAUCUGCGUCAGCAUACCUGCUCUCCGCCCCAUGGUCGUGCAAAUCUUCCCGAACGGCUCACGAGCAUCGCAAACAGCGUCAACGACGAUGAACAAACCUUACGACUCUGGGACCAUACCCUUGAGUGAGGUCUCAGGAGGAUUCCCGAAGACUGCGAAGCUCCCUCCAAUCAACGAGGCCAACACUCGGCCAUUUGAACGUCUGUCGUCUGUCUAG